CUGGAGACAUAACAAUUGUAGGAAACCGGUCGCAGUACGUCGACUUCACACUGCCUUAUACAGAGUCCGGCAUUUCAAUGGUUGUUCCAGUCGAAGAUGAUAAAAGGGGAAACAAAUCGCUAUUUCUUAAGCCGCUGACCAGGAACAUGUGGUUCCUAACCGUAGCUUCUUUUGUUUCAAUUGGGAUUAUGGUUUAUAUUUUUGAGCGUCCGAUAAAUAAAGAAUUCAGGGGGCCCUUAGGGUAUGAAUUGGGAAUGAUAUUCUGGUUUCCCGUCUCCACCGUGUUCUUUGCUCAUAGGGAGAAAGUGGUGAGAAACUCGGCUCGGUUUGUGCUAAUAGUAUGGUUUUUCGCGGUAUUUGUAUUAACCCAAAGCUAUUCCGCCAGCCUUACAUCCAUGUUAACGGUCCAAAAGCUGCAGCCGACGGUUACUGAUAUCAAUGUGCUUAUAAGAAACAAGGAGAAAGUAGGCUACUCACACACAUCAUUUAUUUUCGGAUUUCUUAAAAGCAAAUUCAACGAGUCGCAACUUAUCUCUUUCGACACAUCGGAGCAAAUGGACGAGCUUCUCUCCAAAGGGAGUUCGAAUGGUGGAAUAGCCGCAGCCUUCCAUGAGAUCCCAUAUAUAAAGUUGUUCCUAGGCAAAUACUGUUCAAAGUACAUGUUGGUCGGGCCCACGUACAAGUCUGAUGGCUUCGGAUUCGUGUUCCCGAAAGACUCUCCUCUGAUACCUGAUGUUUCGAGAACAGUUUUGAAUGUGACGGAGGGACAAAAGAUGGUGGAGAUCGAAGAGAGGUGGUUGGGAGACAAGACGAAAUGUGUAGACCCUGACACUUUACUUCGACCAGAAGGUCUCGGCGUAUCAAGCUUCCAGAUUAUCUUUUAUCUUGUAGCAGCAAUUGGACUUGCAACUAUUACAAAAUAUAUACUUGAAUACCGAUGCAAAAAGCCGGAGAUCAAAGAUGACGAACGGCCCGUAAUUCUAGCAAAUAUACAUGAGUUACAUAAGUUGCUGACCAAGUUCAAUAAUAGAAAUUGAAUUAAAGCGAGUGAAUCACCUAACUGCUGGCACAUGUGGGAUUCAUUAAGGUUGUCGUCGCGGGUUUCUGUUAGUGGUAUCCUAAUUUGUAAAUAAAUCUCAUUCAAUGAAUUUCAUUUUUUUUACAAAUAAAAUUCUCUUUGUUGAAAUAAUGUCUUAGGAGGAUUAAAAUUAUUUUCUAGUGAAUAUCUUGUUAGUUAUGUUCUGUUUUCUUUCAUAUUCUAAUCUUGUACAUUUUUAGCUUUUGCUGUAGAUCGGCGCGUUCCAUAAAUGCAGAUAACUUCGAACGUGUAAUAGGAGUUUCACACUACAUUUAUAUUUCUGAUAUGGGCUAUACACAUCAUUAGCACUAAUAAAAUACCGUGA
Molecule: messenger RNA, 1403 nt
Organism: Erythranthe guttata (spotted monkey flower)
Lineage: Eukaryota; Viridiplantae; Streptophyta; Magnoliopsida; Lamiales; Phrymaceae
Source: RefSeq, a predicted model, not a curated record